Arxiozyma heterogenica is the source of this 882-nucleotide messenger RNA. It is a transcript of the gene IPK1, whose product is annotated as inositol pentakisphosphate 2-kinase. Gene Ontology annotation, molecular function: inositol-1,3,4,5,6-pentakisphosphate 2-kinase activity; ATP binding. The coding region runs from base 1 to 882 and encodes 293 amino acids. Gene Ontology annotation, biological process: inositol phosphate biosynthetic process. NCBI's taxonomy places the organism in Eukaryota, Fungi, Ascomycota, Saccharomycetes, Saccharomycetales, Saccharomycetaceae. The record is from RefSeq and is a predicted model, not a curated record. Gene Ontology annotation, cellular component: nucleus. The transcript has a single exon.
AUGAAUAAAAUUCACUUAGUCAGCAAAGGGAAUGCUAAUAUUGUAAUUUCUAUUGAGAAUGAUGACAUUUUAUAUCGACUAGGUAUUAAAUUUAAGAGUUUGGAGACCAAUAAUGAAUACACUCUCAAAAAUUGGUCUUUUAUACAAAAAGAAAUAAUUCCAAUCUUCGGUAGUUAUUUAUGUCCUAUGGAACUUUGUGAUUUAAACUUAUCAUUAAAUUUAACAAAGCUUUAUUCGCAAUAUGUUUUAUUGGAUUCUAUAAAAUCUAAUUCAAUUUUCUGUUUUAAACUACCAAACUUGAAUCCACAUUUAUCCACUGCAAAGUGUUUACAUAACGAUCAUCAAACACGUUUAUUUUAUAAUAAUAUUCAAAACACUCUUAUCAUGGAAAUUAAACCUAAAUGGCUACACAAUCCGUUAGAAUAUUGCAGAAAUUGCACUCAUAAUAAAUAUAAAGGUAGAAAUAUUAAUUAUUGCUACAGAAAACUACUGUUCCAAAGAGGUGAAUAUAUUAAAGAAAUCUUUAAAAAUAUUAAUAUUCUAGAAGAGCAAUUAGGCAUUAUGAACGAUUAUUUUUCAACCGAGGAUAAUAUUCUGCAAAUUAUUUAUAAUGAACAAUCUAAAAUACAUCACCUUAUAAUUGAAAGUGGUAAUGAGGAAAAACUACCUUUACUAAUGACAUUAAGAGAUGUGACUUGUUUCAUUAAAUGGCAAUUCUUUCGGAAGAAUUUCAAUAAUAACAGGACUACCAAGUCCACAUUAAAUGCAAAUGUAGAAGCAUUAAUAGUUGAUGUUGAUUUGAAAACGCCAGAAAAGAAAAUAUAUUGGGGAAAUAUGGAAAAACAAUUAAAUUCAUACACAAAUAAGGUGUAUCAUCAAUAA